GCAGCCUUACAUCUGGACACGUGGCUAACCCAAAUAACCCCCCCCCCCCCUCUCUCUCUCCCCUUCUUCCUCCAUUCUGUCCGGCGUCCCCAACAAAAUUCGCCACCAUUGACCUCCUCUCUCUCUCCUCUGCGCUAAACCCUAAUAUCUUCCUCCCAUAUACAUAAUAUACCGACUGUGCAUCGGAGACGGUGUUACCUCAGACAUGGGCUGCUCCGCCUCUGUUCCAAGCAAGUCUUCUGGGCUGUCGGGGGGACUUAAUUCUGAUAAUGGUGCGGCGGUCGAUGCCAAAAAUCUUCGAGUGAAGCUCGUCCUAUUAGGAGAUUCUGGUGUAGGGAAAAGCUGCAUUGUUCUUCGCUUUGUUCGUGGUCAGUUUGAUCCAACAUCGAAGGUAACGGUUGGAGCCUCGUUCUUGUCACAAACAAUUGCAUUGCAAGAUUCUACGACAGUUAAGUUUGAAAUAUGGGAUACUGCUGGCCAAGAAAGGUAUGCAGCAUUGGCACCACUUUACUACCGAGGUGCUGCAGUUGCGGUUGUUGUUUACGAUAUAACAAGCCCUGACUCUUUCAUCAAGGCACAAUAUUGGGUUAAGGAACUACAAAAGCAUGGGAGCCCGGAUAUUGUCAUGGCUUUAGUCGGUAACAAAGCUGAUCUUCAAGAGAAACGUGAAGUACCUGUUCAAGAUGGCAUUGACUAUGCUGAGAAGAAUGGGAUGUUUUUCAUUGAGACAUCUGCAAAGACCGCAGAUAACGUAAAUCAGCUGUUUGAGGAAAUUGCUAAACGACUGCCCCGUCCAUCCCCUUCAUGAUUAUAGCGCUCUGAAAAUAAAUAAAACUUGGUAAUUGCGCAUAGCCACAUUGGAAUUGUAUCAAAUGUCUGUGUACUAUUGUGUGUAUAUUUUACUGUAUCUUCAUAUACUGUUCUCCCAGUUUGAGAUUUUAUCAAAGUUCUAAGACCAUGAAUUGUCCUCGGAACAUAUUCUUGUGGGAUCAGGCUAAAAACUCUCCCCUUUUGACGGGGCAUUUAAGUUGCUUAUUGAUAAGACAAGUUAAAUGAA
Messenger RNA from Rhododendron vialii, 1057 nucleotides. RefSeq names its product ras-related protein RABF1. The coding region runs from base 206 to 808 and encodes 200 amino acids. Gene Ontology annotation, molecular function: GTPase activity; GTP binding. The transcript is spliced from 8 exons. Lineage: Eukaryota; Viridiplantae; Streptophyta; Magnoliopsida; Ericales; Ericaceae. The record is from RefSeq and is a predicted model, not a curated record.